GGCAGUGCCACCCCGACUCCCUGCACCUGCCAUGGCUGCCGCUCUCGUGUCUGUGCCUCGCAUCAAGUUGGGCUCGCAGGGGCUGGAGGUCUCCGCGCAGGGCCUCGGCUGCAUGGGCAUGUCCGCCUUCUACGGCCCGCCAAAACCCGAGUCUGAGAUGAUCAAGCUUAUCCACCACGCCGUCGACGCCGGGGUCACCUUCCUCGACACCUCCGACGUCUACGGCCCGCACACCAACGAGGUCCUCCUGGGCAAGGCGCUGCAAGGCGGGGUGCGGGAGAAGGUCGAGUUGGCCACCAAAUUCGGCGUCUCCUUCGCCGAUGGCAAGCGGGAGAUCCACGGCGACCCAGCCUACGUGCGGGCAGCGUGCGAGGGCAGCUUCAAGCGGCUCGGUGUUGACUGCAUCGACCUCUAUUACCAGCACCGCAUCGACAAGAGGGUGCCCAUCGAGGUCACGAUCGGUGAACUCAAGAAGCUAGUGGAGGAAGGAAAGAUAAAAUACAUUGGGUUAUCCGAAGCAUCUGCAUCAACAAUCCGAAGAGCUCAUGCAGUCCAUCCUAUCACCGCGGUACAGCUUGAAUGGUCGCUAUGGUCUAGAGAUGCAGAAGAAGAUAUAAUCCCCACUUGCAGAGAACUUGGAAUUGGAAUCGUGGCUUACAGUCCACUAGGCAGAGGUUUCUUCUCUAGUGGAGCAAAACUAGUUGACUCACUAUCUGAGCAGGACUUCCGCAAGCAUAUGCCUAGAUUUCAGCCAGAGAAUCUCGACAAGAACGCUCAGAUAUUCGAGCGCGUGAGCGCGAUGGCAGCACGGAAAGGAUGCACGCCAUCACAGCUCGCGUUGGCCUGGGUUCACCACCAAGGAAACGACGUUUGCCCCAUACCUGGCACAACAAAAAUCGACAACUUCAACCAGAACGUGGGGGCACUGUCUGUGAAGCUUACACCGGAUGAGAUGGCUGAACUCGAGUCGUAUGCCGCGGCUGGUGAAGUCUUGGGUGACCGGUAUGGCGAUCAAUUGGCCAACACUUGGAAGGACUCCGAGACCCCACCGUUAUCUUCAUGGAAAUUUUGAGUAGCCAGUAUCUGGUAUUUUCAACUGCGUCCUCUGUUCGUUGACGUAUCUCCGAGUUGCCGGGAUGCAGAAGAUCUCCAUGUGCACUUUGCAAAAGCAUCCAUAUAUAUGAUGUUGGGAGUUUAUGAUGUUUGGUACAGAGUGCGUAUUGUAUUGCAUACUUAUCUCAUUUUGUUUUUGUGCGUAUAUGCUUAAAUGUUAAAACCUCUGACGGGAUGACCGGAUGAAUAGAAU
Messenger RNA from Zea mays, 1306 nucleotides. RefSeq names its product putative oxidoreductase, aldo/keto reductase family protein. Lineage: Eukaryota; Viridiplantae; Streptophyta; Magnoliopsida; Poales; Poaceae. Bases 32 to 1072 code for a protein of 346 amino acids. Gene Ontology annotation, cellular component: cytoplasm. The record is from RefSeq and is marked provisional. The transcript is spliced from 5 exons.